Molecule: messenger RNA, 1318 nt
Organism: Pseudovirgaria hyperparasitica
Lineage: Eukaryota; Fungi; Ascomycota; Dothideomycetes; Acrospermales; Acrospermaceae
Exons: 2
Coding region: 124-1275 (383 amino acids)
Source: RefSeq, a predicted model, not a curated record
CAUUCUUUCCCAUUGCCCUGCAUGGCUGGAGUGUUCGUGUCCUGUCUCAUCAAGGAUUUCGAUCGCAUGCACUUUUCUUAAUGUCAUGAUUGGCCGACCCGGCUGUCGAUUAGGAGGCAAAGGAUGCCUGCGGAUGAACUGGACGACGACACUGUUGCGAAUUUACUGAAAGAAGACGCGAAGACUGCGGGCGCAAGUUUCGGCUUCCUCUCGAGCAGGCCAAGCUCGCAAGCGCCCAAGCCUAACACGAGAUUUCUCAGAAAUAUCAUCCGCGAAACAAAUACCCACAAUGCGGCCUUGCUGGCAAGAGAGGCCGAGGAGUCUAGGGCCAGGUUGAAAAGGCUUCGUAAAGAUCCACAUCCAAGAAUCAGCGGGCGUAAAAUAGAGGACGUCGCAUCACGCGACCACCAGUCUACCAAACGUAGGCGACACGAAAGUCCAGAUGUGAAGGAUGUUCGGUCCGACGCUCAUAGACAUGGAAGCAGUAGUCACAAGCGCAGCAGACGAGAUGACAGGGAAGGAAAUGACGGAUUUAGAGGUCGCGAUAGUCGUCGAGAGAGAAACGAGCCUUCGGACGACCGGCGAGGACAUCGAUCACAGCGCACCCAUCGACGUGAUCGUACAGAUAAAACUGCUUCAGACAGACAUAGAGAUGAAAAGUACGCCUCUUCAAGUCACGAUCACAACAAGUCUCGUCGAAGGAGGUCCCACAGCAAAGAACGCUCACGGACCCGGUCCCCUCGGCGCCGAAAACGACAUCAGAGUCGAAGCCGAAGUCGGACACGUUCACAAUCACCUAGUGCAUCUCAUCAUCCCCGGAUAAGCCGAAAGAAGGGACAGUUGCCAACGGAACCGGACUCCGACUCGGAUCCACUAGAGGCCAUCGUUGGCCCGAUGCCAGUAUCCGAACCUACUAUAAAAUCGAAGGGCCGCGGCGCUUACAAGAACUCCUCGGCAAUGGAUACUCAUUUCUCAAAGAGCUACGAUCCAUCCGCUGACGUGCACAUCAAUUCUGAUUUGGAGGACGACUGGGACAUGGCUUUGGAAGCGCUACGCGAUCGGCAAAGAUGGCAUCAACAGGGUGCUGAGCGCCUGCGAUCUGCGGGUUUCACCGAAGACGAAAUCAGGAAGUGGGAGAAGGGUGGUGAGAAGACCGAGGACGAUGUACGGUGGGCCAAGAAGGGCGAAGGCAGAGAGUGGGACAGAGGGAAAGUUGUAGAUGAUGCAGGUGACAUCAAUGUUAAGGUUGAAUGGGGUAGAUUAAAAGGUACUUAGUGCUUGAUUGGUCAAAGAAUACUGGUCACGAUAGAAAAAGACA